AGUAGCCGUUUGGGCUCCAGGCCUCCAGCGGGGCUCAGGGCAGGCAGCACGGCCUGCCAUGACUGCCGGAGGCCCGGCAGCGGACGCCAGCGCCGGGCGAGCGGUUCCGGCGCGGCAGGACCCCGACUCGGACGAGGAGGUGGUGGCGGCAGGGCCGCUGCUGGUGGUGGCCCCGGGAGAGGGCGCGGGCGGCCGUGGCGGCGCUGCAGAAGCGCAGGCCGGGGCCGGCGUCGCAGCUGUCCCGAGCGAUGGCGAGGAGUGCGGAGACGCGCGCCUGCCGGGGCCUCCCGCGGAGGUGCGCGACCUGUCGCCGUGCUGGUGGGACCCGCACUUCCUGCUCAGACCUGGUCCCGAGGGGGGCGCGUUGCUGGUGGUGCGUCUGAGGGGUCUGGAGCUGGGCGACAGCGACGUCGCCUCUGCGGUGGUCGCGCUGGAAAUGUACGUCGACCGCCUGGUGGAGCAGGGCGUGCCUCUCGCAGUUGACCUGGAGGCGGCCGAGAAUUCCUUGACGGACGCUGGUGCCUUGGUGCUGGUCGACGGCUUGCAAGCUUUGAGACGGCGUUUCGGUGCGCACGUGCGCGUGCUGAAGCUGUGGAAUAACCAGCUUGGAGAUGUGGCAGCCGGUGCCAUGGCAAGGCUUUUGGCGAUGCAGCCACAGGCUGCAGAGGAGGUCCACCUCUCCCACAAUAAGUUGUCAGCACGCGGCUUCGCGGAGCUGCUCGCCGCCAUCGCCAUGCAUCCCUCCGGCGCCUACCCCCGCGUCGACUCCUCGGGUUUCGCAGUGCCGUGCUGGCUCCGAGCAGAGCACAAUGACAUUGCUGGGGUGCAGGACCUCCUGAAGGCCUUCGAGGCGCAGGGCCUGCGCUACUGCGCCGCGCCUCGCGACAGGAGUUUCAGCUGCUCCCCAGCCAGGUGCGCCGUCGGCGACGUCUGGGACACCAGCGCAAGCGCGCACGUUCACCUCUACUGCAUUGCGUCACAGCGCGAGGAUGCGAGCUUACGCGGGCAGUCGCCAGAGCAGUUGGUGCGGGAAGCUGUUGCGAAGCUUGCGGCGCUGGCCGAGGGCACUGGCGAUGUCCUGCCCGUGCAGGGCGACUCGGCGACCGCUCAAGGCGCCGUGCACGGCGGGCAGAGAGCCGACGAAGUGGCGUGCCGGUAUCAAACGCUCAACGUCGACCCAGAGAAGGGUGCCGGCUUGGACCUCGAGGCCACCGAGCUUGGCUUCCGCGUCAUAGGACUGGAAGGCGAGCCGGGCCAGGAAUUGCAGGUCGGAGACGUGCUGCUGGAGAUCGCGGGGGAGCCACUGUGGGGCCUCGGCGAGGACGAUCUCGAAGCCGCUUUCGGCAGCCGAUUCGCGCACGGCGCUCGCCUGCGCAUCGCAGGUUUCGAUGCAGUUCGUGGGCGGGCCGUGCGGCAGAGGCUUCCACUGCGCCGCGGGCUCGCGGGCCGAUGCCCCGUGCUGCUGGCGGCGGUCCACGAUGAUGUGGACGUGCUGUGCAGCCGCUUCGGCGUUCAGGCAGACAUCGACACGGCAGAGAACACGGUGCUGCUGCAUGGCGCGCCUGUGGCGCAGCGCUGGGCGUUGCGCGAGCUGCUGCAGCUGCUCGGGUUCUACCUCCCAGAGCUGCGUGCGGCAGGGAGGCCUCCGUGCACCUGGGUGGUGUGCGAUGGGCCGGCAGUGGCUGCGCCACCCGUGGCGGAAGGCGGCUUCGGUGCCGCCGGCCCCUCCGCUGAGGCGCCCAUCGAGGCCGCCAGGGGCGACGGGCUGGGUGAAUGGAAGAUCUCGCUGCGCGAGCAGGCGUCGGAGCUGGAGCAGGAGGACGACCUGGCCUUCGAUCCUCUGGACGCCCCCGACGACGGCCCAGAGGUGUUCGAGGGCGAGGCCGUGAACAGAGGAUUCUCGGUCUGGCGGCCGCUCCGGCUGCUGAUCCUGGCUGGGCUGCCAGGGGCCGGCAAGAGCACACUGGCUGCCCGCAUGGCCGACUCCGGCUGGGUCGUGGUGAACCAGGACCUGCUCGGAAGUCGUCAGGCCUGCCUGGCCGGCGUGCGCACCGCGCUCGCCGACGGCGGGUGCGUGGUGGUGGACCGCUGCAACGUGACCUGCUGGCAGCGUUCUGUCUGGCUCGGAGUCGCGGACGAGCACAAGGUCUGCGCCGGGUGCUUCUGGCUCGACGUCGGGCCCGAGGAGUGCGGCGAGCGCGUCCUGCGCCGCUUCGGGCACGCCACACUGGCGGCCGAGCCCGAGAGCCUGGGAGUCAUCGGCGCCUUCGCGGAGCGCUUCGAGCCCCCGCAGGAGGCGGAGGGCUUCCUGCUGUGGCGCGCCCGUACCUCCGACGAAAUAGAGCUGGAGCUGCAGGACCUGGAGGAGGUCGUGGAGGCGUCGCGGAGCGCCGAGGCCCGCCAGGCCGCGGGCCAGCGCGUCCAGCAGCGCGGCUUCGGCGGCGCCGCGGCCGUGCCGCCGGAGAGGCCGCCGGCGCGGCGCGCCGCGCCGCGCCCGCGGGAGGGGGGGGACUUCCAGUACGUCGACGUGCGCUCGGCCCGGGGCGGGGGCCGCGUUGCCCGGGUGCAGUUCCUGCGCGCCGUGCGGCGGCAGGUGGGGUCGGCGGCCUUCUCCGACCAGAACCUGGUCCAGGACUGGUUCUUCCAGGAGAAGAUCGCAGAUCCGCCGGAAGUUGGUUGGCUCGCGCUUCACUGGAUCCUCUCGUGCCCUCGUAUCCGGGACGUGUACCGCGCAGAUGCGGACACCGUGCUGGAGGCGCUGCGGCCCUCCACGCUGACCGUCAAGCGCGCGGCCGACGGGCAGGCGUACGUCCAGAGGCGCCGCCGCCUGCCGGCCAUGCGAGUCAAGCGACCCCCUCGUGGCCAGGAGCCCGAGUGGUACCGCUCGCUGCACGCGGGCGCCCCCUCCGCAGCGGUCCCCGCGGGCGCCGCCGAGGGGGGGGCGAGCGCCGGGAGCCGCCACUGCGCCGCGUGCUCCCGCGAGCUGCCGGGCACCAGCUUCAGCGCCUCGCAGCUGCGGAAGAAGCGGCGAGCGCCCGUGUGCCGCGGCUGCGUGGACGGUGUCGAGGGCGCUGCAGAGAGCGCCGACGCCGGCAGCAGCAGUGGGCACGAGUCAGGAGCAGAUGCCUCGGAGCCGGUCAGCGCGGUGCUCGACGGCAGCUCGCCUACCGCAUGGGUGGCAGGAGCAGCGCAAGCCCCUGUGGGGUGUAGUCCCAACGCUGCCGCGGCGGCGUCCAACGAGGAUGUUCAGCAGUGUGCGCAGUGCUUGAAGGACUUGCCGAGGAGUUGCUUCACGAAGGCUCAGUUGACCAAGCAUCGUGCGAGCCCCAAGUGCAAGGAUUGCUCGGGGAGCUGAGGUGAACUGCUCAACCACGAGGGUAGCGGUCGACCGCUGGCAUGAUGGUGCUGAGGACGUAUCACAUUGUAGCAUGUAGCGUUCUGGGCAGACACUGCGGAUACCUGGCUGGACCACGCGUGUGCGCUCCACAUACUUGCAAUCACAUGUAGUGUAGGAGCGUAGCUGUACAGAACAGGCGUGCGAGCUCGGGAGUUGAAAA
Messenger RNA from Prorocentrum cordatum, 3557 nucleotides. The record is from the annotation of a GenBank genome assembly. Lineage: Eukaryota; Dinophyceae; Prorocentrales; Prorocentraceae.